This is a messenger RNA of Melanotaenia boesemani (Boeseman's rainbowfish), 6714 nucleotides long. RefSeq names its product glutamate receptor ionotropic, NMDA 2C-like. Gene Ontology annotation, molecular function: NMDA glutamate receptor activity; transmitter-gated monoatomic ion channel activity involved in regulation of postsynaptic membrane potential. The transcript is spliced from 16 exons. The coding region runs from base 1229 to 5404 and encodes 1391 amino acids. Gene Ontology annotation, cellular component: plasma membrane; NMDA selective glutamate receptor complex; postsynaptic membrane. Lineage: Eukaryota; Metazoa; Chordata; Actinopteri; Atheriniformes; Melanotaeniidae. Gene Ontology annotation, biological process: excitatory postsynaptic potential; synaptic transmission, glutamatergic; monoatomic ion transport. The record is from RefSeq and is a predicted model, not a curated record.
UGCAGAAAAGAUGGAGUUACAGAGGAAAUCAGAAGCAGGAUUACUGGUGUGACAACAGCAGAUGAGCGACAGCACAGCGGUGAGGGAGAAACUCUGGUGGAAAAGAAAAAAAAAACAAAUCAGUGCAACAGGAUGAGGACCUGAUAGUGCACAGCCUGCUCAACCCCACAGACCUACCAUCUGUCCCGCUGUUUUCUUCGUGUUCCAGACGCUUCCACCAUCCACCAACAUCUGGAUCACCUCGCAUCCAUCUGGGAAAGAGGUUGAGAGGGGAGGAGGUGGUCGACAAACCCAAAUCUUAUCCUCUUCUUUUCGGAUCACACAGGACCUGAGGAGGCACGUCAUCACUCAGGGGAUCCCUCAGAAAGGAGUACCCUAAGAGGGUGAACGAACUACAGGAAGGGGAAACUUUUCCCCCCAAGAUGCAGAGGUGUGCACAGGACUUUUUCUUGUAUGUGUGCGAGAUUCCUUAACUUUCUAUGGAUCUGUUGAGCGUCUUAACCCUGAGCAGGGAGAAGGAAAAAGAGAAAGAGGAGGCAGAGAGGGGGAGAAGGGAAAAGACGACGAGGAAGCAUCACUGCUGCUGCUGAAGUAUUACCAGGGUUUGUGCCCCUUCCCUUCCUCUGGGGAGGCAUUUCUUUCUACUCUCCCUCCCCUGCCUCUUUCACGGCUCUCAUCCGAACAGCAGGAGCUUGAAGGAUAUGGACAGGAGCUAAACAAAGUGGGGCUACGCAGACUCAUACACUCACACACACUCAGAGGUUGGCUGCUUAUCCAAGGGUUCACACAUCUCAUCUUCUUUCACCCUCAUUUUCCCUAACUUUCCUUUCCUGUCCCAUUUUGACGCUCUGUCUUCACCUCCAUGACCACUUGCAAAUGUGACACACACAAGAAAAGAGGGGAGAAGUGGAAGAGGAAAGCAAGCAGGCAGACAGAGGGAUUUUGGAAGAAACGGAGAGAUCACAUACACUUGCUGUCACGUUGUGAAGUCCUCCUGGGGAGUGUGCAGACAUCCAGACACACUCACACACACAGAGGCACUGAUAACUCACACACUCCUGCUUUCGGGCUACAUGCGGACUCAUACAGGUGCUUAGAGGGGAGUGAGGCAGGUGAAAAGCAGGUGAAGACAAAGAGGAAAAGACAUUUAGAGGAAAAUAGGACAAUGAUGGAGCAGAGGGAGUUCAAGUUGGAUGACAGCAGAAAGCACAGGCAGUAGGCUGCCAACAUGGCAUUUCACAGGGGACAUCCUCCUCCUUCUUCUUGGAGCCCAAUCUUCUUCCUUCUCCUCUUCAUCUUCAUUAGCUCCCCAAUGCCGCUGCGGGCACGGCCGCUCCUCAUCCACUCGUCCAUUAACGUGGCGGUGGUGUUUAGUGGCUCCAGCUACCAGAAUGAGGUCAGAGGUCGUCUCAGCGGGGAGAACUUUGUUGACUUACCUGUAGUGGUCAGCCCAGUGACUGUGCUGGUCAACGAUACCAACCCCCGAGACCUGCUGACACAUCUCUGUGAUACCAUGGCAACGGAGAAGCUGCAUGGGGUGGUGUUUGAGGAUGAUGUGGGCUCAGGUGCGGGUGCUCAGGUGGCAGAAGUAGCACAAAUCCUCGACUUUCUCUCCACUCAGACAGCUCUGCCGAUUGUGGGCAUCAGUGGUGGCUCUGCAGUUGUCAUUCCAUACAAGGCUGAGGGAUCCUCAUUUUUACAGAUGGGGGCUUCACUGGAGCAGCAGGUCAUCUGCAUGUUCAAGAUUUUGGAGGAGUAUGACUGGGGCGAGUUUGCUGUGAUCACCAGCUUGCUGCCCGGCUACGACACCUUUGUGGAUAUAGUUCAGUCAUACACAGACACAUCCUACUUCCUAUGGAAUCUACAGGAUAUUAUAAGCUUGGAAAUGUCUGUUGGGGCUAAUGAUUUGAAGAUCAAACGCAUUCUGCAGCAGGUGGACUCCCAGGUCCUGCUGACGUACUGCUCCCACGAGGAGGCGCAGUACUUGUUUCGUCAGGCUGCUGAGGUGGGUCUUUUGGGGCCAGGCUACAUCUGGAUCCUCCCCAGCCUGGCCGUGGGCAACCCUGACAGCCCCCCACCUGCCACCUUCCCUGUGGGUGUGAUCGGUGUGAUUACAGACCAGUGGAGAAAAAGCUUAAGGCAGAGGGUGAGGGAGGGUGUUGCCAUUGUAGCUAAAGGGGCGGAGAGUUUCAAGAGGGAUUAUGGCUUCAUUCCUGAAGGAUACGGUGACUGCAACAAGCCAACUAAACAGUUGGGCAACAAUACUCUGUUCAGACACAUGCUGAAUGUAACGUGGGAAAAGAAAGAUCUGUCGUUCAACAACCAAGGCUUCCUCUCCAACCCUUCUAUGGUUAUUAUUGCUUUGGACCGGGAGAGACUGUGGGACAAGGUAGGUACAUUCGCUCGGGGCAUCCUUCAAGUUCGCUACCCCAUCUGGCCACGGUACGGCAGCUUCCUGGAGCAUGUGUCUGAUGACCGUCACUUGACUGUUGCCACCCUGGAGGAGCAUCCCUUUGUCAUGGUAGAGAAUGUGGACCCGGGAACUGGCACAUGUGUUCGCAACACCGUACCUUGCAGGCGUCAGUCCAACUACACAGAGAGUAUUAUCGGCCACUCAGAGUCCUACACCAAGUUGUGCUGCAAGGGUUUCUGCAUAGACAUCCUUAAGAAGUUAUCCCGAACCAUCAAGUUCUCCUUUGACCUUUAUCUGGUAACCAAUGGAAAACAUGGCAAGCUGGUCCAUGGGAUUUGGAACGGGAUGAUUGGGGAGGUUGUGUACAGACGAGCUGACAUGGCCAUUGGCUCUCUCACCAUCAACGAGGAGCGAUCAGAAAUCAUCGACUUCUCCGUGCCGUUUGUUGAGACAGGCAUCAGCGUCAUGGUAGCGCGCAGCAAUGGAACAGUAUCCCCAUCUGCCUUUCUUGAGCCCUAUAGCCCGGCAGUCUGGGUCAUGAUGUUUGUGAUGUGUCUGACGGUAGUAGCUGUGACGGUGUUUGUGUUUGAAUACUUCAGCCCAGUUGGCUACAACCGCAGUCUGGUCAGCGCAAAAGCUCCUGGUGGUCCAACCUUCACAAUUGGGAAGUCAGUGUGGCUGCUGUGGGGCAUCGUCUUUAACAACUCUGUUCCCAUUGAAAACCCCAAAGGAACCACCAGUAAAAUCAUGGUUCUGGUCUGGGCCUUUUUUGCUGUCAUCUUCCUGGCUUCCUACACUGCCAAUCUGGCUGCUUUUAUGAUUCAGGAGCAGUAUAUCGACACUGUGUCUGGCCUGUCUGACAAAAAGUUUCAGAAACCACAGGAGCACUACCCUCCUUUUCGCUUCGGGACGGUCCCAAAUGGGAGCACAGAGAGGAACAUCCGCAGCAACUACCCCGACAUGCACACACAUAUGAUGAAAUACAACCAGAAGGGGGUGGAAGAAGCCCUGGAGAGCCUCAAAACUGGGAAGCUUGACGCUUUCAUUUAUGAUGCUGCUGUUUUGAACUACAUGGCUGGAAAGGAUGAGGGCUGCAAACUGGUGACCAUUGGCAGUGGAAAAGUAUUUGCUACCACAGGAUAUGGCAUUGCUCUGGAGAAAGACUCCCGCUGGAAACGGCCUAUAGACCUGGCGUUGCUGCAGUUCCUUGGAGAUGGAGACACUGAGCGUUUGGAGACAGUCUGGUUAUCAGGCAUCUGCCAAAACGAGAAGAACGAAGUAAUGAGCAGCAAGCUAGACAUAGACAACAUGGCAGGCGUCUUCUACAUGCUUCUGGUGGCUAUGGGCCUCAGCUUGCUGGUCUUUGCCUGGGAACACCUGCUCUACUGGAAGCUACGACACUCCCUGCACAAGUCUGAUAAACUUGACUUCCUGUUGGCCAUCAGUAGGGGUAUUUACAGUUGCUUUAAAGGAGUGGAGGAUCCUGGACGUUCAUCUGGUUUGGCCAAACCUGACCUUACCUCCAGUUAUGCUCAAGCAAACAUGCUGAAGAUGCUUCGCACUGCCAAGGACCUGGUUUCCACAGCUAAUGUGGAGAGCUCCCUGGACAAUGCCACCAAGACCAUAGAGAAGUUAAGUCGUCAUGGUGGUAGCUUGCCUGUUCGAGUUCCACAAGCUGCUACAGAGGCCGUGCCGGGAGGCUUUGCUUACAUAACAGAAAACCAUUGUGCUCUUCCUCAGCGCUCCCUUUCUCCACCUCUAACUGCUGUUACCACUCUGAAACAGCAGAGAGGUGUAACUAGGCCAACACCACUACGCUACACACUUCCAACUCGUUCUUCAUCAUGUUUGUAUGACAGACCACUUCCUGUGUCCAGCUUGAGCAGCCCCCACCUGGCCGUGGGAGAGCCGUUGCCUCAUCAACACCCACACCACUACCAAACCACCGGGAGAAUAUAUAUAGAUUCCCAUUCUCAUUCACCUUUCAUACCAUACACCGAUCUCCAACUUCCUGACAUAUAUGCGUCUCAUCCUGUCUCCUCAUCCCAAAACCAGCAUGUACAAAUGGGCUUCACCCAACGAAGAAGGAGGUCCAAGAGUUUUCAAUGUGAGGAUGGGGAUGUAGAGAGGAGAAAACAUGGGGAGCAGAUAAAGAGUGACAAAAGCCCCAUCAGUCUGAGUGAGCUCAAAGUCAACCACCUCCAAGACAACCACAUCUCCUCUCCACCUGUUGACAACAUUUAUUCAGAAGAAGGAAUUUGUCCUCGGGUAGAGAACUACAGCUCUUGGCCCCCAGAGGACUUUGUGCUGAGAGGGAGACGCAGGCAUCGCCGCCCUUCUUUUCUCAAAGCAACUUGGGGUACUGAGCAAGUUCGUCAACUUGAUGAAUCUCAGUCUUCUCUGUCCAGCCAAUCACCUUCAACCUUACCAGACCUGUUUCCCUGCAUUCUUACCCCAGCCACAUCUGCCAAAGCUUACAACCCCUCCCAUCUUCGAAACAACCUGUGCCUCCCAAGGAGCCAGGCCUACCUCCACAUUAGGGAGGACCAGAGAAAGCCUAAUGGGCGUAAGGGCCAAAGGCUACGCUACUCCCAUUCUGCCCACCUGCCUACAUAUGGAGAAGCAGUGCGACAUGGAACUGGGAUAGGGCGGGGUGUGAUGCGAAGGGCCACCAGCUUGCUCAGCCGACAGUAUGCACACUACCUGAACUCAUACCCUGGACUUCCCCUCUACCAUGGUCCACUGGACCUUCAGCACCACAGCCAGGCUUCCAGCCCAGUGUGCCAGCUGUUGGCCUGUGGUGGUGGGCAAUGUAGGGGCCAGGGGGCCCUACUAUACCAGGACAGUGUUUAUGGGGCCUAUGGUGUCUAUCAGGGGUCUCAAACUGGAUCAGAGGCCCAGGCAGGGCAUGCAGCAGGGGGCCAGCCUAUGGGAAGCCCCUGUGUACUUCGGCCCUGGCGACGAGUGUCCAGUCUGGAAUCUGAAGUUUAACUGGGAACCAUAAAAGACCUUAUUAAUAGGAAACUGUGGAGGUACAGAAGACUCUUAAACAUAUCCACUGUGGAAAGAGGUGUUUUGGUUAGAUUUAAUUAAAAGGGGUAAACUUAUAAUUAAAAGUAUCUGUUAAAUUUUGAAUGUGACUUUGUGUGGUAUAGACUAUAAUUUUGGGUCUUCAAACUUUACCAACACAAAGGACUGACAGUCCAAGAAGACUGCACUCUCACCGAUCUAUCCUCAAGAAAGCUGGAAUUUGUUGGUUUAAAUCACUUGCUGCUUUCCCAUAAACAGUAUUUGUGUUUUCUGCACUUUAAUGUGCACUAAGAUUUAUUACAGUUUGUGGUAUUAACGCAUGAUUAUUCAUGCUGUGUGUGUUGUUUAUGUUACAUUGUGAGUGGUUGGGAUUCAGUCUUGAGUGUCGUAUAGUACUGUAAAUGAAUUGUUUACAGGUGGAGAGAAAAAAAAGGGGGGGAAAGAGAUUGUCUCUUUAAAUACAGCCGCCAAAAACAAGCAGCCACUGUAGCAAGAUAAUCUGAGGACUACUGCUAUGCAGAUGUGAAGAGUUUAACUCCGAUAUGAAGCAUUCAACACUAAAUCACUUUGACAUCAGUUUGAGCAGAGUAGGAGUUUUCUAGAUUGAAAUAAUAAUUUUUGAGACACCCAAUAAUAAAUUUUAGAGAAAUCUCUUAAACAUGUCUAUACUUUGGAGUUUAACCCUUCACAUCUUCGCUUAAGGGGGUUAGAGGAAGCAUCUGCUUUGUGAAAGCAGUCCUUAUGAACACAAUCUGCAAAAUUAUUGCAAGAUUGGGGCAGUAUUGACCAGCACUAGGUGUCUUAAACCAUGGACUCUUCAUCCUCUGUUGGUCUCAUUAUGAGGCCACAGUACAGCACAGCACAACACACAUAGGGCCUCACAUCAAAUUAAUUCCGUAUUCUACGUACUAUAUCAAUAUAGAUGAAUGUGUUAUUUGAGGUUGGUUAGUGUCAUAUUCAUGUAUUCUACAUAUGAUAGAAAUUUAUAAUCACACUUUUUUCUAAACACACCUCUGGCACAGUUUUUCAUUUAAAAAACUAUUGCUGAUUUAUUGGAUCAUUUGCCAUUACUAUAUUAACUAUCUGUUGGCAGAUGAAGAUUUUUCAUCACUUCCCUUUUUUCCACUGUUUUAUAUUCCCCCAUCAUCCCUCUUUGUUCCCAUCUUCUCUAACUGUUUAAUUAUCAAAUUUAAAUGAGGUAAUUGAAAGCUAUUCUAGUAUCUCUAUUACCAGGCUCCUUCACCCUGUAAUUUAUCACUUAGACCAAUUAA